AUGGCCGAUCCCCGCCAAGGUUCUUACCAGGAUCUUGUGCAGAGCUAUGCAGAUGAGCUAGAUUCUCUGAUAGAACAGGGUGUCCAUAAGCCCGUCUUUAUUUACCAUCUGGUGAUAAUCAACCUACUGCCUCUGAUUGGCUUGGUCAUACCGCGCCGUGGAGCUACUCGAUAUGUUCGCCCUGCAAUCUUUGCUCUCAGCUUGGGCAUUGCGGUCGAGAUGCUCAGUCGCCGCCGUGCGCUUUUAGGUGGGAAUGGGUAUAUGAUUGGUCUAAUGACAGCGUGGUGGCUACUGUGGAGUGCGACGCUCUUCGUGUUUUCGGACGUUGAGAAUGACUUUCGACGCAUUGAGCGAGGAGCCACGGCUGCGGAAUCGAUAGACGACCAAGUAAACGAGGGUCGAGGUGCUUCACAGAGCUAUUCGGUCGAUAGCAAAUGCAGUCUAGCCAAUUCCGACACCACGGUAUCUUCGGAUUCAAACGGACUGGCCGUUGCUGACAGUGGGCUGGAAAAGUUCCACUGGCAGUCCUAUCCUCGAAAAUUGACGCAUCGUCUUGAAUUGUGUGCGGGGCUUCUCUUAAAUCUCAGGGGGCCUGAAUGGAAUUGGCGUGUUUCUCACUUAGGUCCCCUGCCUCGAUCUGUGCACACACAAUUGCAUGCAGGGUUUGUCGCCAGCAAGGUUCGCGCGCAUGAUGAUGCUACGUACACGACGGCAAAGACUCGUCUCCGAGCUGCCCUGUGGACGUUCCUCCAGGGAUAUCUUUUGCUAGACUGUCUCAAGGUUCUCAUGAUGCGGGAUGCAUACUUUCGGGGAUUUAUAACGAAUGAGAUUUCACCUCCAUUCCCAUUCUCCCACUUUGCAUCGUUCCCACUGCUCAUACGACUUUAUCAUUGCUUCAUCAGCUCCGUGGGUGUCUAUGUUGCACUCCAAUAUGUCACGUCGCUCAAUCCUAUAUUCUUUCUGGGAUUGUCCAUGGCAUUCCCAAAUGCUGCUCGAAAGCUGACAGGCGCUCCACUUGAUGCAUCUUGGCUUUAUGCCGACAGCUUCGGGCCCUUCGUUUCUUCUGUCCUUGAUCACGGGCUAGCUGGGUGCUGGAGCCGAUGGUGGCACCAGCUCUUUCGCUAUGGCUUCACCGCGACUGCGAGUUGGAUUCUGUCACUGUUUCCAGCUAAAUGGUCGGCUGAUCCUCGAGUCAAACGAAUCACUUACGUUCUGAUCGCUUUUGCCGUGAGCGGGCUGCUACAUGCAUCUGGCAGCCACACGCAGUUUCCAAACACCCACCCUCUAUCCGGGCCAUUCUUGUUCUUUUUCCUCCAAAGCCUUGCGAUCCUUGUCGAGAACAUCUUCAAGACAGUCAUCUUCCCCAGGUUACCCCUUGCAGAUACCCCGCGGUGGGUACGUCGGACUGCGAAUGCAGUAUUUGUUUCCUGCUGGCUGCUCUAUUCAGGGGCCUUUAUUGCGGAUGACUUUGCCCGAGGCGGAUUGUGGCUGAUGGAGCCAGUGCCUAUUAGUCCACUUCGUGGAUUGGGCCUUGCAUAUGAUCAAGGGUGGUGGUGCUGGGACAAGCCGUGGUUCCGCUACUGGAGCGAUGGGACAUAUUGGGGAAGUGGGCUACGGGUCAUCUAA
Molecule: messenger RNA, 1626 nt
Organism: Penicillium subrubescens
Lineage: Eukaryota; Fungi; Ascomycota; Eurotiomycetes; Eurotiales; Aspergillaceae
Product: wax synthase family protein
Exons: 1
Coding region: 1-1626 (541 amino acids)
Biological process (GO): lipid metabolic process
Source: RefSeq, a predicted model, not a curated record